Molecule: messenger RNA, 576 nt
Organism: Hirsutella rhossiliensis
Lineage: Eukaryota; Fungi; Ascomycota; Sordariomycetes; Hypocreales; Ophiocordycipitaceae
Product: ATP dependent DNA ligase domain-containing protein
Exons: 2
Coding region: 1-576 (191 amino acids)
Biological process (GO): DNA repair; DNA recombination; Okazaki fragment processing involved in mitotic DNA replication
Cellular component (GO): mitochondrion; nucleus
Molecular function (GO): ATP binding; DNA ligase (ATP) activity
Source: RefSeq, a predicted model, not a curated record
AUGAAUGAACAUCUCAUGAUUAUGUUCUACGAUCUUCUGUUGCUGGACGACACGGUCUGCGCUAGAAAAAGCCAUGCUAAGCGGCGACGACUACUUCGGUCUCUGGUUCGCCGGAUCCCUGGUCUUGCCGAGGUCGGGUUCCGCGAAGUGGUUGCAUUCUCCUCAGCCAAUGCUGCUGAGCGGCUCACUGAACUAUUCGCACGAGCCAUUACACAACGGUGGGAGGGACUGGUGCUGAAAGGUUGCAACGACCCUUACUUCACCUCCGAUUGCGACAAGUCAUCCAUCAAACUCAAGAAAGACUACAUUCCAGGCCUCGGUGACUCUGCCGACUUCACUAUUGUCGGUGGCAACCAUAGCGCGGAGGACGAACAAGAGAUUGGAAUUGGCAAGCUCUGGUGGACGUCGUUUUUUAUCGGAUGCAUGGAAAAUAAAGAUGAGACCAUAUGCAAUAUCUCAACCGACAUGGAUAUUUCACACAAAUACCCUUCAUUGAGUCCACGCCAAAUUUUGACGUGGUCUUGGACCCCGACCGUGGACUACGCCCAAAGGCGUUAUUUCAGCAUCCAUUUAUAG